This is a messenger RNA of Plenodomus lingam JN3, 222 nucleotides long. Lineage: Eukaryota; Fungi; Ascomycota; Dothideomycetes; Pleosporales; Leptosphaeriaceae. The record is from RefSeq and is a predicted model, not a curated record.
AUGAAUCUCUUCGUCAUCCUUACUACCAUAACGUCGCUCGCAAUUGCUGCACCCGCCACCAAAGACCCCUACCCAGCCCCAUGCGGCCGAUCAAUCCCUUCGGGUAUCUGCACUACUCAGGAUACUUGCUAUAAGAAGGGAGGCUUCUACGUGCAACGAGAUUGUCAAUUCUAUAACGUCCUGGAUAUUGGGUGUUGCUAUGAUAUUCCGGAUGGGAAGUAG